UAUUUGACUGGAAGACUGAAGCUGCUAGAGUAAUAAAAAAAUCGGGACACUGGCAUUUCAAGUUUAACGAAUCAAAGAGAUUUAUUUUUGCGAAAACACAAACACUUAAUGCUACCAUUCAAGAUGAGACCCAAGAAGAUGAAGACUGAAAACUCUUUGAAGGGAGACAAGUCUUCAGUUGACAUUUUAUUGAAGAACCAUUACGGCAAUGAAUGGCGAAAUUUACCUGAGUUAGAAUUCUAUAAAAUUAUUGACAAAAAUGCCACAGAAGCCCAGAACAGAACAGACCCCGACGAGGAAUACGAGAGUGAAGAAGAAGAAUCAGUCGUAAAAAUUUAAUAAAAAUGUUUUUUAUUUAUAUUAAGUAAGGAUGUAUUUUUCGUUUUGAACUUUUAUAAUGUUUAAGCGAAUAAAUCAUUUGAAAGUA
This is a messenger RNA of Acanthoscelides obtectus, 427 nucleotides long. The record is from the annotation of a GenBank genome assembly. NCBI's taxonomy places the organism in Eukaryota, Metazoa, Arthropoda, Insecta, Coleoptera, Chrysomelidae.